GACAAUCGAAUAUUAUCGAUAGUCCACCGAAACAACAAACAGAAUUUAGACGCUAAUCUCGCUAAAAAAGUAAACAAUUCCUGGACGAUGCGAUAAGACAACUGGAAACCGUCUAACUAUGGCGGAGGACAGCCACUGGCUAAGCUGGUGCCGGCUGUGCGCCAAGGACGAUGCCAGGAGGAACGUGAAGGUGCAAAUGAGCGACCAGACGGGAACCUGGGACAACGUCCUGGUAAUGGCCAUUCGAAAGUACUUCGAAGUGCAUAUGCGGAUGGAGGAUGAGCUGAGCAGUGUGCUGUGCACCGAGUGCUACACACUGAUAAGCGAACUAAUUGAUUUUUCGGAACAUGUGACCAAGGUGCAGGCCAUCUUCGAGGUGCUGCGACGCACGGAAAAGGAGCCGGACAAGCGCCUGGAUGUGGCAGCUCUGCGACAGCAGUACGGACUUGAUGAGGAUGACUGGACGCACAUUAUCAAGCCAAUGGCAGUGCCGGAAAUGGACGACGUUUCAGAGUUUGGGAAACGAAAGCUAGUAUUACAGGAGGAAUCUCAACCACAAGGAGCAAGGGAAGAACUCAUAAUGAUAAGAGAUGCAGACUCCUCACAGCGGGCUCAAACCAAAGACACUUUAGAAGGCGAUGUGCCCAAGCAGGAAUUUAUUGACAUGGAUCCCAUUUUGCUGGAGAACAACUAUACAAAUCAGUUGGGAAUGGAUGAUGUGCUGAUUGAGGUGCCGCAGCAUGGGGAAUCUCGAAUGUACAUCACCUCCACCUACUCGGGUUCCAGCGAAGAGGAGGAGGAGGAGGAGGAUGUCAAGCCAGACCUGAUGGCAGCUGAUCCCGAAUUCCUGCCACUUACACCCAAUGAAAUCUCUAGUCUCGUCUCUUUGGCCAAACCGCUAACGGCCGAUAACGAAGUAAUCGCUGAUGAGAGCGGCAAACGCAGACGCAUGAGUUGCGAGAGAUGCGGCAAGGUCUACAAGAAUCGCGCCUCGUAUGAGAAGCACAGGGAAGGCGAGUGCCGCAGAAUCGAGCGAAGGGUAAAAGUGGACAAGGCAACAACCGCCAACACCACCUGUGAUCUAUGCAACAAGACCCUCUCCUCUGCCACAGCCUUAAAGCUGCACAAGGAGGGCAUGCACAACAAUGUAAAGCCCUUCAUAUGCGAUAGCUGCGGCAAGCAGCUGAAGACAAUCACGGCCCUAAAUGAACACAAGCUGGUGCAUACGGACAAUCGGCCGUUCGAGUGCAGCAUCUGCAAGGCCAGAUUUAAGAAUCGAUCUCGACUGAAGGCCCACAACCAGAUCCAUGCGGAGCCCAGCUUCGUAUGCAACAUCUGCGGCAAGAAGCUACAGACGCGUCGCACCUGGAACAUGCACAAGGUGGUGCACAGCGAGGAGCGUCGGCUGAAGUGCGACGUCUGCGGAGCACUAUUCAAGCGCUCGAAGACACUCAAGACGCACUUACUCAGCCACACGGGCCUACGGCCAUAUGUGUGCAACUAUUGCGGAAAGUCUUUUGCAUGCAAUGCCAACUGUCGAUCCCACAAAGUGAAGAAGCAUCCUGUGGAAAUGCAGCAAGAGGAUGCCGCUGGCCACUUGCCGUCACGUUUGAGUAUACCCACGCUGGAAGAGCUGCGAGUGAUGACUAAAAAACUACCAAAAUCAUCAGAAUAGGAUAAGCCUAGAAUAACAAAAUCAAUAAAUAAAUACAAAAAGAAAACAAGAAACUAUUUUGGUUGAAAUUCCAGUUUGGGGACAGGGAA
Messenger RNA from Drosophila kikkawai, 1764 nucleotides. RefSeq names its product zinc finger protein weckle. Gene Ontology annotation, cellular component: nucleus. Lineage: Eukaryota; Metazoa; Arthropoda; Insecta; Diptera; Drosophilidae. The record is from RefSeq and is a predicted model, not a curated record. Gene Ontology annotation, molecular function: RNA polymerase II transcription regulatory region sequence-specific DNA binding; DNA-binding transcription factor activity, RNA polymerase II-specific; zinc ion binding. Gene Ontology annotation, biological process: regulation of transcription by RNA polymerase II.